GCUCCGUCCGCUCAGACUCAGCCUCUGCCAGCAGGGGUCGCACUUCAGUCAGGGAUUCUCUGCGGAACCAUCGACAGGCAGCUCCUCAGAUCCAGGGAACACAGAGAGUGUGACACACUGACCGACCCGUGUAGAGAAGGUUCUUUGGCCAUGGUGUGAGGGGAUUAACCAACAUGGCUAACCGGCGUGUUCCACUAGUCCUGUUAGCCUGCGGCUCCUUUAAUCCCAUCACUAACCAGCACAUGAGGCUGUUUGAGCUGGCCAGGGACCAUAUGCACAGCACAGGCCAGUACCAGGUGGUGGGUGGCAUCGUGUCUCCAGUGAGCGACAGCUAUGGAAAGCAAGGCCUGGUACUGGCUAAGCACCGCAUUGCGAUGGCGAAGCUGGCGCUGCAGAGCUCCAACUGGGUCACGGUUGAUGAAUGGGAGAGCCAGCAGCCAGACUGGACGGAGACGGUGGUAACUAUGAGGUAUCAUUAUGUACGUAUUCUGAAGGAGUAUGAGGGAAGAGCAGGAAAGCACAAUAACAGUAACACCACUACACUCGCAGGACCCCAGCUGAAGCUCCUCUGUGGAGCCGAUUUCCUCGACACCUUCAAGAUCCCCGGCUUGUGGCAGGACGAGGACGUGGCGGAGGUGGUCGGGCGUUUCGGCCUCGUCUCUGUCAGCCGUGGCGGGCUGCAGCCCGAGCAGACUGUGCACGAGUCGGACAUGCUCUCCCGCCACCAGCAAAACGUUUUCCUGGUGAGGGAGUGGAUGAGGAAUGAGACGAGCGCCACAGAGGUGCGGCGGGCUCUGAGGCGGGGUCAGAGCGUGAAGUACCUGAUCCCAGACUCAGUGGUAGAAUAUAUUCACCAGCACAAGCUUUACACAGAGGACAGCGAGAGGAGGAAUAAGGGCACGGUGCUGAGGCCACUCACCAAGCACGCACAAGAGCCAGUGAACAGUCUGGAUGACUCGACCACAGCAGACCUCCUCGCCCGCAGAAACACAGCCAACAUGCCUUUUGAUCUGAAUGGAUAUUGGAAAAUGAUUUCCAAUGAUAACUUCGAGGAGUACCUGAAGGCUCUCGAUGUGAAUGUCGCCAUCAGGAAAAUCGCAACCUUGCUGAAGCCUGACAAGGAAAUCAGCCAGGACGGUGACCACAUCGUCAUCAAGACCCUCAGCACCUUCAAAAACUACAACAUGGACUUCCACGUGGGCAAAGAGUUUGAGGAGGAUCUGUCUGGAGUGGAUGACAGGAAAUGCAUGACCACCAUCACUUGGGAUGGAGACAAGCUGGUCUGUGUGCAGAAGGGGGAGAUCGAGGGAAGAGGCUGGAGCCACUGGGUGGAAGGAGAUGAGCUUCAUUUGCAAAAGAGGUUCUUGGUUCGAAUCCUGUUUCGUUCCAGUCUAUACACACACACAGCAGUGUCACCAGCUGCCACCAUGCCAGCAGACUUCAAUGGGAAAUGGAUACUGGAAACCAGUGAGAAAUUUGAGGAGUAUUUGAAAGCACUAAACAUCGACUUUGCCACAAGGAAAAUCGCCAUCUCCCUGUCUCAGACCAAAGUGGUCGCCCAGGACGGAGACAAGUUUGACUUCAAAACACUGAGCACCUUCAGGAAUUAUGAGCUGGCCUUCACUGUGGGGGUGGAGUUUGACGAGUGCACCAAGGGACUCGACAACAGGAACAUCAAGUGUCUGGUAAACUGGGACGGUGACAAGCUGGUGUGCAGCCAGAAAGGAGAGAAAGCAAAUCGAGGCUGGAAGCACUGGAUAGAGGGAGACAAACUUUACCUGGAGCUGACGUGUGAAGAUGUACUUUGCCUUCAGGUGUUCAAGAGAAAAGAAUAAAAUAUGUGCAAAUAUCUGUUUUUGUUUGGAUUUGCUUGGUUAACUAUGUCUUUGCUUGCUCCUCAGUGACAUGUUUCCCACAUUUGAACAAAAUGAAUAAAGGCAGUUUUUAGACAA
Hippoglossus stenolepis (Pacific halibut) is the source of this 1952-nucleotide messenger RNA. RefSeq lists its product as uncharacterized. The coding region runs from base 174 to 1835 and encodes 553 amino acids. Gene Ontology annotation, cellular component: mitochondrion. NCBI's taxonomy places the organism in Eukaryota, Metazoa, Chordata, Actinopteri, Pleuronectiformes, Pleuronectidae. Gene Ontology annotation, molecular function: nicotinamide-nucleotide adenylyltransferase activity; lipid binding; nicotinate-nucleotide adenylyltransferase activity. The transcript has 13 exons. Gene Ontology annotation, biological process: NAD+ biosynthetic process. The record is from RefSeq and is a predicted model, not a curated record.